Messenger RNA from Uranotaenia lowii, 729 nucleotides. RefSeq lists its product as uncharacterized. Bases 329 to 712 code for a protein of 127 amino acids. The transcript is spliced from 2 exons. Lineage: Eukaryota; Metazoa; Arthropoda; Insecta; Diptera; Culicidae. The record is from RefSeq and is a predicted model, not a curated record.
UGGAAGUGUUGGACGCCUCACGGUGUUGAGAAUCGCUCGUUUUUUUUUUUGGUUUUGGGUGGAGGGCCCAAUGAAAUGGGGUCGAAUUUUCGACUGUUUAACAUUGAGUGUUGAUCGCUUUCGAAGAUAGUGAACUUACCUGUGAACGGAGCAAUUGGACAAAUUUCGCGAAUCAUCUCGCUCUCUUCAAACUGUUCGAAACACUGCGAAACGCAAAUGCGAGGUCUGCCCCCUGCAGUGCAAUUAAGACGAGCGAAAAGGUACGUUUCAGGCAACUCUGCGCGAGGACGCCAACGACAACUCCUGGGGCGACGCUUACAGGAUUGUUAUGGCCAAGACGUGCAGCGGGGGUGUGCCGCAGGAAACGUGCCCGAACAAACUGCUCGAAAUCGUCAACGCGUCUCACAGCACGAAAAAGUCACGUGGCCAAGGGUUUCCAUAUGGCUGGGAUACGUGUGAGAAGAAGCAGAUUUCGAAGGUAGAACUGCAGGAUAUUACUAAGUCGCUCCAGUUGAACAAAGCUCCGGGUCCGGAUGGCAUCCCGAACGUAACAGUGAAAGUCGCGCUCAUGAAACACCCUGAAAUGUUCCAGUCAUCACUGAAGAAGGUGGUCCAGAGCAGGAUACGGUUCUACACCGAGGGCGUGCACAGCGUUUCCGAUAACAGUUUGGUUUUCGGAAAGGCCGCAGCACGGUGGAUGCCAUUCGACUAGUCAUGGAAAGAGCAGAC